CUACCUCUUCUUCGUCCGUCUCGUCCACACAAGUGUUCAAAAACUUGAUGCAACAACACGCACAAGUAAUUGAUGCAUCAAGAGAAGAAAGUGAUCGAUUAAACGAAUUAGUGAUGCACAUCGUGAUCUUUUAAGACAAAACUCAAGUAGUUGCGGGUGAUGUUGCGAAUAAAUUAAAAGUGAUUUUUUAAAAUGUUUGCAAGGACGCAAAGUACUUUCGUGUGGAUUAUGGCCACGGGUCUUGCAUUUUUGGGAGUUUUGAGGGCGCUAACGAUCGACAAUCAACUCCAAGUUAUCAAAAACGAUUGUUACGAACGCUUGGCGAUUGGUCAACGACAUAAUCCUAAGGACGUAUAUAAAACCUCUCAAGUUACGACGGUGCUGGAGUGCCAGUUGUUUUGCACCAAAGAAAAAGAACUUUGCAAGUCUUUCAGCUUCGGAAUCGGAGUCAAAGGCAACGCAAGUUGUGAGCUUAGCAAUGACACUAUCAAGGAAACUGCCGAUUUAAAACCGAUCGGUACUAAAGCUGAUACCGAAUUUGACUUGUAUAUAAAAAAAUUAGGAUGUACGUUAGUGAUAGAUAAAAAUAACCCGGCUUUCGAUCAGUAUAGUAAUAAUAAUAAGCCACAAAGUACAGAAUAUGGACAACCCCAAGGCGGCAGUUAUGGCACAACACCUAAUAAACCAUCAAGUGGUUACGAUAAACCACCACCUAGCCCGAGUUACGAAAAACCAACUAGACCGUCUAGUUCCGGUUACGACAAACCAUCUAGUUCUGGUUACGACAAACCAUCUACUUCAGGUUAUGACAAACCAUCCAGUCCUAAUUACAAUAAACCGACGUAUGCUGUUAACGAACCGCCUUCUUCCGGUUAUGGUUACGGUUCACCAAAUAAACCAAGUUACAGUAAACCGCAAGAAGAAACCGGACACGUUGAAACUAUGGUCAGUAUUAGCACAGGGCCUCAAAAGCCGGUCCUGCAUCCAGUUCAUGAAAUCCUAGUAGGCCAAGGACUUUAUAAUUAUGCAAGACCACCAUUUCGACCACCUGCUUUAAAUCAUCCGUACGAUAGAUAUGACUACGAUUCAAGGCCUGGAGAAAGUAAUCAAGUGCCAUACGGCCAUCGGCCAAUUCCCGAAAAAUACGGUUCUUAUAUACCACGACCGGACAAUUAUUACAGACCUGAACCAGAUGACUACUACAGACCGAGACCUGAACAUGAAUAUUACAGACCAAGACCAAAUGAUGAUUAUGGUCAUAGACCGGGUGAUUAUUACAGGCCCAAUUACAGACCUCGCCCACCUAUUGACGAUUAUGACAGACCCACACGCCCUAGCAGCAAUUAUGACAGACCUAGACCUCCCUCAGGCGGUUACGACAGGCCUGAUCCACCAAAUAACUACGACAGACCACGACCCCCAACUGGAGGAUAUGACAGACCGGAUCCACCUAGUAGCAACUAUGACCGGCCAAGACCUCCAAUAGGCGGUUAUGACAGACCAGAUCCACCUAGUAGCAACUAUGACAGACCAAGACCUCCGAUUGGCGGUUACGACAAACCGGAUCCACCUAUUACCAACUAUGACAGACCAAGACCUCCAAUUGGCGGUUACGACAGACCAGAACCACCUACUGGCAACUAUGACAGACCUAGACCACCCUCUAGCGGAUAUGACAGACCUAAUCCGCCUACUAGUAGUUAUGAUAGACCAAAACCACCCAGUGGAUAUGACCGACCAGAUCCGCCCACCAAUAAUUACGACAGACCACGACCACCUAGCAGUAAUUAUGACAGACCUGAUCCACCUAAUGGUAACUACGAGCGACCAAAACCCCCAAGUAGCAAUUAUGACCGACCUAAUCCUUCCUCCACAAACAAUUAUGAUAGACCGAAACCACCCAGUAAUACGUAUGACAGACCAGAUCCUCCUACUAGUAACUAUGACAAGCCUAGGCCUCCUUCUGAUAGCUAUGUUAGACCAGAACCGCCUAGCAGUAACUAUGACAGACCUAGACCUCCUAGUGAUAGUUAUGUUAGACCAGAACGCCCUAGCAGCAACUAUGACAGACCAAACCCUCCUAGUAGCAGUUAUGACAGACCAUCUAAACCGACAAACGAAUACUUGUUUGACAAGACAAUCGACAGAUAUGACACACAACCAGAGAAAGGCGACAAUUAUCAAAAACCUGGAACCGUUAAACCAACUGAUGGUUACGAUAACUCCAUCAAAGGAAAUCCUAAACCGAAAGAACCCCAUUCAAAACCAAUCGUAACACACGCGAUCGGCUCCCAUGGAGAAUCGAUUACUUCGAUAAUCACCGAAUUAGAUGAAGCAUGCUUCAGGAGAGUAUUGGCCGGAAAACGCGUAACUCGUGCACUCGUUAAACGCGCGUUAUUUUGCGAAAGAGUCGAAGAUUGUCAACGCGAAUGUGCAGAUGAAAAACGGUUUCCUUGCGAAGGAUUUAAUUACAGAUUGGAUCCGUCAGGCCGUGGAAAAGGCGAAUGCGAGCUCCUCGAAAUCCCUUUAUCCCAUUUAGAUAUCGGGAGAGAUCUAUACCCCGACCCGGAUUACGAUUACUACGAACGAGACCGAAACGCCGCUAGUGCAAAUUGCAAAGGCGGUUACUACGAACAAUACGGUGGUAACGACGGUUACUAUAACCGACGUCACGACCAGAGACCGUUCGAUUGGUGGGAAGAAGACAGAAACCGGUACGGUAACAGAAGACCACGCCCCGAUUUCGGUUACAACCGGCCUGAUUACGGCUACGACGGCUACAGGCCGAAUGGUAACAGACGGGGAGACUUUGCCUAUCAUCAUUCACACCAUUCCGACCCACACAAUUAUCAUUUUGAGCACUAUGAUCAUGGUCUUGCACCAUAUGAUUACAAAUCAUACGAGCCAUAUUUACCUCCUCACAGAAGGCCACCAUAUGACGAAGACAGGUUUUACAACAAACACUACGGAAACCGAGACAGAGAGAAAAACUACUGGGGGAUCGCUAAACCGACAUGGGGCACAUAUGGAGGCUCGUACGGAACGAGUUAUAACCCCCACGAGUUCGACCGAAGAAAUUAUUACUUGCCCCCGCAAAUCGGCGGUUCGAAAGACUGGGGUCAAUAUGGGGGUAGUUAUGGGAAUGGCGGUCUAAACUUACAAUACAACGGUUACGGACACAGCCAAAGUUUCGACUUCUGGGGGCUAAACAAAUACGAGGAGAAAUUCCACAAUUAUGGAGAAUUGCCCCCGAAUAAACCUCCAAGUGGGGGAAGCUAUCCCCCUCUGAAACCUCCAAGUAAUGAAGGAGGUAACUACUUGCCGGUAUUACCACCGAAACGACCAACCAGCGGAAGUUACCUUCCAGAAAACCCGCCAAGUUAUUUACCCGUGUUACCACCUAAAUCUCCCAAUGAGGGAAGUUACUUGCCGGAAAAACCCUCUCAUGGGGGCAGUUACUUGCCGGAAAUACCCUCAAAACCCCCAAAUGGCGGUAGUUAUUUGCCGGAAUUGCCCGGAAGAUAUCCGAUAAAUACCGGAAGUUAUUUGCCGUUGCCGGGUAAACACGAUAACGAUUUUUACAAUUCAAUUCUUCCGGCUGAACCGAGGUAUCCGUAUCGCUACGAUUUUCUCAAGGACGAGUGCUCUUUGAGAACUGCGGCAGGUUUUAGGUUGCAAAAAGGCAUAGUUAAAAAGUUUUAUGCUGUGCCGAAUAUUUACGAAUGCGAACUUUUGUGUUUCAAAGAGAAGGAAUUUCCUUGUGCAUCGUAUGCCUUCAGAUACACGGUUUCUUUGACUUCGCCAACGGACAAUUGUUAUUUGAGUAAUCGCAAUUAUAAGGAAUUAGACUAUUACACGGACUUGGAACCCGACAGAGACUUUGAUGUUUACACUAUGAACAAUAUGAAGAAAUGUGACCAACCUGUAAUUCGUGGCAAAGAACAUAGUGAGUGCUUCUGGCGCGUCCGAAGCGCCCAAAGACUGGACCACAAAGUCGUCCGCGAUUCCCUAUCAGUGAAAUCAAUCGUAGACUGCCAGCUCGAAUGUUUAAAAUCAAUUGGUUUCACAUGUCGAGCUUUCAGCUACAGAUACGGAUCUCCGGUAAUAGGGGGCCCAGUCGACAACUGUCUUUUAACCGACUGGCCAUAUUACGAAAUGGACCCCCGAAUUCACUUCGUACCCGAACCCGGCUUCGAAAUUUACGAAAGAGGGAGUUUUGGACAUGGAUGCGAACCGCACCAUUUCGGGAUUAGGGGACGCCCUUGGAAAAACCCAGGGAUGCGACUAGACCAACUGUGCUAUAGUGGAUACGGUUCUCCCUCAAAACUGUUGCCACAAGCUUGCAGAAAAGAAAUUCAAGUUGCGACUGAGGAGGAAUGCAAGGCCGAAUGUUCGAAAUAUAGGGACAAGACGCUAUUCCACUGCAUGUCACUAAGUUUCAGCACCAGAAGUUCAAAGUGGGAACCAAACUGUCGAUUAUCGGAUAUUUUACAAAGGGAUUUAUUGCCCAAUGUUGACUAUAUUCCCGAUCCCGACUCUUGGCUCUUUGCUUGGGAUAAUUAUAAUCCAGAGUGUACAGCAACUGCCCACAACCCCAGUCACAAUCACAUAGGGCACAAGGAAGACCGCAACGAUUUCGAUGACAUGUCCAACGCUAUUGGAACCUGGAGAGUCUACAGUGUCAGUGGAUGGCCUUGCCGCAGAGGAAGCCGUUGUCGGGAAAACAGGGAAGCAGGAUUUUGGUUCUGCGAAUUAGAAGGGGGUGAUUCAAACACUUGGGAUUACUGCUGCCGACCUGACCAUCAGUGUGGGUUCUCGCACGGUUUUGAAUAUCAAUGGUGUUACGUGGGCCCCUCGCGCACGCAGUGGCGCAAAUGCAGCGACCGCUACUACCCCUACGUGCACAACCUCAUCGACCGCUUUGACCGCCCCCCGGCCUCGGCCCCCUGGACCCCCAAUAAUUACCUCCCGGACACGCGUCCGCCCCCGUACCUGCCUGGAGGCCGCCCCGAUCGGCCCCCGGCGCCGCCUACACGGCCACCCCCACGUCCGACCCUUGACGAGUACGAAAUGCAGUUCGAGAGCCAGUUCUUGGAUCCCCCUAAACCUGGGGGCUUUGGGCAACCGCGACACUGGCCCUUGUCUUAUUUGCACAAGGAGAUGCCUCCCAAUAGCACCGACUCGGACUCGAGGCUCAUGAAAGCCGUCCAAGGCCGCGACAGCAACCCCAAAUUCGCGGCCAUUCAGAAUUUGAUCGAUAUCAUAAAAUCGAAUGAUCUCAAGAAUGUUCAGUACCAGAUAACCAACGAAUCGAAUAAACAUGACGAUAUUUUGUUUGUGAAGAUUCCACUGCCGACGAAUUUUACGCAAGAGACGCGGAAAAGCGAGAAAAUGGUGAAUGCGACGAGUGUUAUUUCCGGUCCGAUUGAUUUGGGAAAUGGAGGGAAAAAUACCACGAAAAGAUCUCAAAAGGCACUGCCGGUACAAGAGAGGCCUGUGCCCGUUUACAGAAGAGGGUACAUAACCAGGACUAACGUUACUAAUCAUAGACCGAGAGUUAGUAGAACACUGUAAUUGUAGGAUAUUUUGUAAAUGCAAUUUUGUAUCAAUAAAGACAUUUUUCGUAAAUGCUUAAA
Messenger RNA from Tribolium castaneum (red flour beetle), 5636 nucleotides. RefSeq lists its product as uncharacterized. The transcript is spliced from 13 exons. The record is from RefSeq and is a predicted model, not a curated record. NCBI's taxonomy places the organism in Eukaryota, Metazoa, Arthropoda, Insecta, Coleoptera, Tenebrionidae. Bases 193 to 5574 code for a protein of 1793 amino acids.